Messenger RNA from Galeopterus variegatus (Sunda flying lemur), 876 nucleotides. RefSeq names its product tumor necrosis factor (ligand) superfamily, member 13b (gene TNFSF13B). Gene Ontology annotation, cellular component: membrane. The coding region runs from base 1 to 876 and encodes 291 amino acids. Gene Ontology annotation, biological process: immune response. The transcript is spliced from 6 exons. Gene Ontology annotation, molecular function: tumor necrosis factor receptor binding; receptor ligand activity. The record is from RefSeq and is a predicted model, not a curated record. NCBI's taxonomy places the organism in Eukaryota, Metazoa, Chordata, Mammalia, Dermoptera, Cynocephalidae.
AUGGAUGUCUCCACAGAGAGAGAGCAGCAGUCAAGCCUUCCUUCUUGCCUUAGGAAAAGAGAAGAGAUGAAACUGAAGGAGUGUGUGCCCAUCUUCCCACAGAAGGAAAGCCACUCCAGCCGCCUCCCCAAAGAUGGAAAGCUGCUGGCCGCCACUCUGCUGCUGGCCCUGCUGGCCUGCUGCCUCACUGUGCUGUCUUUCUGCCGGGUGGCCGCCCUGCAAGCGGACCUGGAGAGCCUGCGGGCGGAACUGCAGGGCCACCCAGCUGAGCAGCUGCCAGCCCGCCCUGAGGCAGGAGCAGCAGCCCCCACGGCCACCCUGCAGGAAGCUCCAGCUGUCACCGCAGGACGGAGAAGCAUCUUCCCGCCACCAGCUCCAGGAGAAAGCCACUCGGGUCAGAACAGCAGGAAUAAGCGUGCCAUUCAGGAUGCAGAGGAAACAGUCACUCAAGACUGCUUGCAACUGAUUGCAGACAGUGACACACCAACCAUAAGAAAAGGAUCUUACACCUUUGUUCCGUGGCUUCUCAGCUUUAAAAGAGGAAGAGCCCUAGAAGAGAAAGAGAAUAAAAUAUUGGUCAAAGAAACUGGCUACUUCUUUAUAUAUGGUCAGGUUUUAUACACCGAUAACACCUUUGCCAUGGGACACCUAAUACAGAGGAAAAAAGUGCAUGUCUUUGGGGACGAAUUGAGUCUGGUGACUUUGUUCCGAUGCAUUCAAAACAUGCCUGAAACACUACCCAAUAAUUCCUGUUACUCAGCUGGCAUUGCAAAGCUGGAAGAAGGGGAUGAACUUCAACUUGCAAUACCACGAGAAAAUGCACAAAUUUCACGGGAUGGAGAUGGCACCUUUUUUGGUGCAUUGAAACUGCUGUGA